AUGGCAUUCUCAGAAGAGCGCUUAGUAACGAAAUUGAACGGGUUGGACGAGACUCAGGACUCAAUUGUUGGUGCUUCUCGAUGGUUACUCUCUCAGCACAAAGAAAUCAAGCAAAUUGCGGCUUGCUGGAGCAAAUUUGUGACUAAAACAACGAUCAACACGCGAAGAAAGCUGCUGGCAAUAUAUCUAGCGAACGAUGUUGUCCAACAGGCCAAACACAAGCGUAUGGCGGAAGUUGGUGCUGCGUUUGGCGAUAUAAUGCCUGGAGCUCUUAGUCGUGUAUAUCCCGAACUAAGCCUGGAAAUGCGCCAAAAAGUUCGACGGGUGGUGGAUAUAUGGAAGCAAAGACAGGUUUUCUCCGAUUCAGUGCUGAAAAGCGUGUAUUCGCAGCUGAAAGAUGAACCUCGCCCUGACUCUCCUGCAGUGGCCCCAGAAAUGCAAAACUUGGUUGUUCUUUUCAACCAACUGACAAAAUCCCAGGCCGGUGUGAACUCCAGUAAAACCCGGUUUGACUCUUCCGUAGAGGCGUUAGACCCCAGUAGCGCUGUAUACACAGAAAACUACAAGAUUAUUCAAAAAAUCGGCCAAGCAGCCAAAGAUGCGUUGCAAAUAUCGCUAGAUAUUCGUCAAAAGGCCAUCAAAGAGCUGAAAGUCAUGCUGGACUUUCAAAACGAACAAUUGCAACAAGAUCAGAACAUGAUUAGCGAGGUUGACGCGGUGCUUGUAGCCAAAGAUCCCCUCAACUCGCAGCCAUUAUCUGCCGAAGAAGCUGAGAUGGUUCCAGUUUAUGAGGCCAGCGACGGGAGCGACAGUGAUACAGACAAGAGUGACGUAGAAGGAAAUGAUACUAGGAGGCGUAAGUCCUCGACCCUAUCAACGGAGCAUAAGGACGAUGUGAAGAGGCUCAAAUCAAUUGCUGUGGAGCCCAAAUCUGACACGGGCGAAAGAGCAGAUACUUUCGACGCCGCUACCUACGAACCAACACCUGCUGAGGUUGCUGCUAAUUCUCCCAUGGCUGUGACGUCAAGCAUUCAGGACUUACUAAGUAAAUUAGCUAGCUGA
Lachancea meyersii CBS 8951 is the source of this 1062-nucleotide messenger RNA. The record is from the annotation of a GenBank genome assembly. Lineage: Eukaryota; Fungi; Ascomycota; Saccharomycetes; Saccharomycetales; Saccharomycetaceae.